Molecule: messenger RNA, 3990 nt
Organism: Parus major (Great Tit)
Lineage: Eukaryota; Metazoa; Chordata; Aves; Passeriformes; Paridae
Gene: DCAF13
Product: DDB1 and CUL4 associated factor 13
Exons: 11
Coding region: 54-1391 (445 amino acids)
Biological process (GO): maturation of SSU-rRNA from tricistronic rRNA transcript (SSU-rRNA, 5.8S rRNA, LSU-rRNA)
Cellular component (GO): nucleolus; small-subunit processome
Molecular function (GO): protein binding
Source: RefSeq, a predicted model, not a curated record
CGCGAGGCGCGUCCGGUCACGUGCGCGCGCGGCGGCGGGCAGCGGGCGGCGGGAUGCGCGUGAAGGUGCUGAGCCGCAACCCCGAUGACUACGUGAGGGAGACCAAGCUGGACCUGCAGCGCGUUCCAAGGAACUAUGACCCUGCACUGCAUCCAUUUGAGGUUGCGCGAGAGUACACGAGAGCUCUGAAUGCCACAAAGCUAGAACGUGUGUUUGCAAAACCCUUUCUUAGUUCACUUGAUGGCCACAGAGAUGGAGUUAAUUGCAUGGCCAAACAUCCAAAAAGUCUGUCUACAGUGCUGUCUGGAGCUUGUGAUGGAGAGGUUAAAAUUUGGAACUUGACCAAGCGACAGUGCAUCCGCACUAUACAAGCCCAUGAAGGCUUUGUUCGAGGCAUGUGUGCCCGUUUCUGUGGUACAUCAUUCUUCACUGUUGGUGAUGACAAAACCGUGAAGCAGUGGAAAAUGGAGAGCCCAGAAUAUGGAGAAGAAGAAGAACCUAUUCAUACAAUUCUUGGGAAGACAGUGUAUACAGGAAUUGAUCACCACUGGAAGGAACCUGUUUUUGCUACCUGCGGCCAUCAGGUGGACAUUUGGGAUGAACAAAGGACAAGCCCCAAGUGUUCUCUGACUUGGGGUUUUGAUAGCAUAAGCAGUGUAAAAUUUAAUCCCAUUGAGACUUACCUUUUGGGAAGCUGUGCUUCUGACAGGAAUAUUGUGCUAUAUGAUAUGAGAAAAUCAACUCCAUUAAAGAAGGUUAUCUUGAACAUGAGGACAAAUACACUGUGUUGGAACCCUAUGGAAGCUUUCAUUUUUACUGCAGCAAAUGAAGAUUACAACUUAUAUACUUUUGAUAUGCGCUUUCUUGAAUCACCUGUGAUGGUGCAUAUGGAUCACGUGUCUGCUGUUCUUGAUGUGGAUUAUUCACCCACUGGGAAAGAGUUUGUGUCUGCCAGCUUUGAUAAGUCCAUCCGCAUUUUUCCUGUAGACAAAGGUCACAGCAGGGAGGUUUAUCAUACCAAACGAAUGCAGCACGUCAUCACUGUAAAAUGGACUUCAGAUAACAAAUACAUUCUGUGUGGCUCAGAUGAGAUGAAUAUUCGUCUGUGGAAAGCUAAUGCUUCUGAAAAGCUGGGAGUGCUUGCACCGCGAGAGAAGGCAGCUAUGAAUUACAAUCAGAAGCUGAAGGAGAAGUUCCAGUUCCACCCGCAGAUCCGGCGCAUAGCUCAGCACCGACACUUGCCCAAGAGUAUUUAUUGCCAAAUCAAGGAGCAGCGCAUCAUGAGAGAGGCUCGGCGGCGGAAGGAAAUGAAUCGUCGUAAGCACAGCAAGCCAGGAUCCGUGCCAUUUGUGCCAGAGAGGAAGAAGCAUAUUGUGGCAGUAGUGAAAUAAUUGUUUUCACAUGUACAAAAUGUCACAAUGAAAGAAAAACGUCACUAUUGAAAGAAUACACUGUACAAAAUUUGAUGGACUUUAAUAAGACAGCAUAUGGUUCCAGAAAUAUGACUUUUCUUCCAAGUUUGUGCAUCCUCUGACUUCUCAAGUCAUCAUCUGCUUUGAGUAGUUAGAAUUUCUUAUGUAAUCUUUUUUUGCCAUUUGUCUGAUGUUACUGGCCCAACACUGUGUAUUGCAGUGUAUCAAAAGGGUGAUAUACUUGUAUCAAAAGGGUGUUUGACCCUUUUGAUACAAGUAGAUAACUUGGUGGAGAAUAUCUGCCAUUCCAGUUCUGUUCCUUGGUACUGUUACUACAAAAAAGGAUGAAAUAGGAUAAUAUUUGUCAAAGCAAAAAACCUGCUCCGUACGGAGUUACAAAAAUUCUUGUCCUUGUGCUGUCUUUUUAAAAAAUUUUUAUUUAAACAAAUUUAAUAAAGUGACCUUAAGCAAUGUCUGCAUUAUACUUCUUGGAGUACCAUAUAUUACUUUUAGCCCAAAAGAAAUUCAACAGGAUUUUCAGACACCUGUAAACAUAAUUUUGACCUGUCUUCUUAACUGUUGUUGUGUAACUUGACCAAACCUCAGACUGUUAAGUUGUUAAUAUUGAUAACUACUUUGCUGAAUAAUUUUUUCUCUUUAAAACUUGCAAAAUCUGGAUGAAAAAUGACAUAAAUUUUAUAAACCACAGAAACUCCUUCGGAUGAGAUUUAUUAUAAGCUUUCUAUUUUAUGUUUAUAGAAGGAAAAUGGAAGUUUUACACUUCACAAGGUAUCUGUAGCCCAAAGUUCCCUUGCAGUUUGCCUGGGAAACACCCUCCUUCUCUUCCAGUGGGAUAAAUAGCCUUUUGCUGAGGAUACCAAGGUGCUCAGAAAACUGUGCUGGAAUUAAACUAGGCUGUCUAGACUGAAGAGAGAUAUGAGAUAUGUAAUAACCCUUAUGUUGCUUAACAUCAUCUGUGUAAAAAAAUCUAAGUCUUAACACUACUGUUUGUAGUGACAUUCCCUGGCCCCAAGCUUAUGCACUGCAAAAAAAAAAAAAAAGAUGAACUCAAUUACAGUAAACUUAAUACUUUAUUUUUUUUAUUUUUUUUUAAUCUGGAAAUUGAGCACUUGCCUUCAUAUAGUAUCCUGUUUAAUGUAUCUGCUGACACUAAUCCAUAUGCAUUUCUGGUUCCUACUCUUUAACUUGUCUCGUGCAGUACUGUUUGGGCAAAGUUCCUGAAUCAUCAUGGCAAAAUUAUGGCUCUUUGGUGAUAAGAGGCCAUAAUGUAUCUUUGACUCUCUGGAUCACUUACCUUUAUGGGGUGAUGCAGGAAGAGAAGCAGAUCUGAAGAGCUAUAAGUAGGAUGAUGAGAAGAAGUGGAACAGAUCAGGAAAUAGGCUGAUGCUGGCUGUGUGCCUGUUGUACUAAUACGGUGCACUCCGUGCCAAAUACAGUUUAUUUUCUUCCUGAAAUACUGAAAAAAUUGAGGGAGAAUAUGCAGUCCAAAAUAUGGCUUGUGACACAGCUGUAGUCAAGUCUUGCACAAUUUGCAAAACCAGACUAAUCUCUUGAAAUGUGAUUAAAAAUUUUCAGCCUUGUCAGUUUUACGUGAGUUGAAGUUGUUGAUUAUUGAUUUGUUGAGUCAUGGUAACCUCUGGUGUGAACAAGCCCUGCUGCUUGGAAUUUAUUAGCUUUGGUGCAGAACUGUGAAUGUAGUGAGAACUUUCAGUCAUUUGGAAUUUUGUGGGUGGUGGCUGCAGUCUGUCAGUUCAGAGGAUCCCUGGCCAUGGAUUUGUAAACUGUUGGGCUAGCUGCUGUUGAUUUAUCCCUUUUGGAAACCCUUACAGUUUGCCUCUGAUGCUUUUUGUGGUCAUUCAUCUGAAGUACAUAAUGCCACAAUAUUCAAAUAUAUUUAUUUAAAUGUAGUAGUUGCUGUGCUUGCAAGAAGUGCUCAUGUAAGUCUGUUACAGGCCAUUGCUGAAAUGGUUUAGAAAUUAAAAGAAAGGAGCUGGGGCCCUUAAUAAGUUUUUAUUUGGCAGGGGGCUUUAUUAUUUUUUCCCCUCAGUGAUUUGAGAGGUGUAGUCAAAACUCAUCUUAAUCACCUUAAUCGAGUUACCUAUAUUUGUCAAAUGAUGGUCUGGAAAAAAACUUUAGAUACAUGCAUCUGCGUGUAUGCGUACUCAAGUGGAUGCAGAAUAAAAUCCUUUGUACCACAUAAAAUAAUGAAAAUCUAAGGAAACUGCUAGUGUUUCCCUUCAAAAUUUUGGUGUUGUUGGUUAAGGAAAAAAAAGAUGACAGUUUAUUUUCUAAACCAAUGCAUUAUCUACAGACCUGCUGAUUAAAAGAAUCCCCAACAAAUUUCUUUAUAUGUUCUUUCUUUGGGAAGAUACUUGAGUGGUUUGAAAAAAAAUAUUUCUUCAUUGUAUAAAUACUUAAAAUGGUAUUCAUAGCCUUGGUGAAUUUAGCUGUUUCAUGAUACAGCAGCUACAGAGUCAUCAAUGUUUUAUUUCUAUUUUAUCAUAGCCAGACUAUGUAAUGAAACAGAUAUUUGAAUAAAGUAAUGUCUUUUACUCUU